Mercenaria mercenaria is the source of this 645-nucleotide messenger RNA. RefSeq names its product 2-iminobutanoate/2-iminopropanoate deaminase-like. Gene Ontology annotation, molecular function: deaminase activity. The record is from RefSeq and is a predicted model, not a curated record. The transcript is spliced from 6 exons. The coding region runs from base 32 to 454 and encodes 140 amino acids. Gene Ontology annotation, cellular component: cytosol. Lineage: Eukaryota; Metazoa; Mollusca; Bivalvia; Venerida; Veneridae.
UCAAGGGAAACAACUCUUAAUAAACAACGCUAUGUCAAAAAUGGCAGACAUUGUCAGGAAGAUUGUUCAAACCGCAAAGGCACCUGGAGCGGUUGGACCAUACAGCCAGGCUGUAAUUGCCGACAAUACAAUGUACAUAUCAGGACAGAUUGGUCUGGAUGUAAACACCAAGGCUCUUGUAGAGGGUGGUGCAGUGGCUGAAACAGAACAGGCUUUGAAGAAUAUGGGUGAAAUUCUGACUGCUGCAGGAGCUUCAUAUAAGAAUGUUGUGAAAUGUACAGUGUUGUUAGAUGAUAUCAAGAAUUUUCAUGCUGUCAAUGAUGUGUAUGUGAAAUAUUUUCCUGAAAACAAGCCAGCCAGAGCAGCCUAUCAGGCAGCAGCUUUACCACUGGGUGCCAAAGUUGAGAUAGAAGCCAUUGCUGUGCUUGGCAACAUUGUGGAAGGGAAACUGUGAUACAGAUUAGGGAUUAACUGGUUGCUGGAAACUAGUUUUUAAUAUUGCAAGACUUUCUUAAUCAAAUCUGCUCAAUCAGUAUUUAAAUAUUUUUAAUUUUAUGUGAUUCAACAUAAUGUUUGGAUUCAUUUGGGUGUAUAAUAAUAUGUAAUAAUCGGUUUAUAUAUUAAAGGGAAAUAAUUUCAUUGAAA